AUGAAUUCCACAGAAGCAACAGAUGACACUUCGAGAACAACACUGAAGUUGGCGUUGGCGAUCUCAUAUUUGGUUUUAUUUAUAGUUGGAACAAUCGGAAAUGGGUAAGAGAAUGAAAAAGUUCCCGGUGGAUUUCGAACCUGAUUGAGAAAGUAUUAAAAAAAAAUAAUUAAAUGUGCUCUAUCGCAAAUCCCCCAUUCAAUAUAAAUAUUCAAAUUUUCUAGCACCGUAAUCUUGAUGAUCAUCAAUAUUUUAACAAUGAUGAAGAAGAACGUGCAAGCUGGAAAACGAAAUAUGAUGUCAAGCACGAAUCAUGUAUUCAUAUAUGUUUUAGGUAUGCUUUUAGACAAGUUUUUAUAUGUGCAGCCUAGCUAGGGGGUCUUUUUUUGCAGGUCUCUCAAUAGUUGAUCUUCUUGUCAUUCUUCAUUUGCCAUUUUUGGUUGCCGAUCUUUUGAAAGGUUCGCGAUAGAAGAACACACUAACAAAAGGCAGUGAUAAAUUGAAUUUUUUCAGGACAAUGGUUGUUCGGUGUGGCCAUGUGCAAAGUUUAUUGGUUCGGUGAAAGUGUGAACAAACUUUUGAGCUCGUUUUUGAUGACAGUUUUGAGUUGGGAUCGAUAUAUGGCGGUUUGCAGUCCCGUCAAAUCUAUGAAGUAAUUAGUUGUUUGAUGCAAGUUUUCUUAAUUAAUCAAAUUUCAGAAUGCGGAGCAACUCUACAGCUCUAAAAGUUUUGAUUGUUUGCACAACUGUUGCCACAGUUUUACUAUUACCCGUUUUUAAUGAAUCACAAGUUUAUCGGAUUGAUAAAAUUCGGAUGAUACAGUUGCAAGAGGGAAGCGUGGAACAAGCUCAUUCUGGUGAGUAGCUAAGUAGACAUUUUGAAUUCUGAGAUUUGAUUUGAAAAUUUUUGAAAAAAAGCAUUAUUGAGAUUUCAGACAAUGCUGGUACGACAAUCUCAAAAUGCGUUUUCGAUGCAGAUGCAACAUUCACACUCUACACAUUUCUAAUUGGUUUCAUCCUUCCCGCAUUUCUCAUAAUCAUCUUCUACGUAAAAGUAAUUCGUGCACUUCAAAAAUCAUCUCGAAAUAUUCGAGGAACCCGAACUGAUAAACAAGAUGCAACAUCAAAUCGAGUCAAAAAAGUGACGAAAAGAAUUGUUGCUGUCAUUCUUUUCUAUUUCUUAUGCUGGACUCCACAAUGGACAUUAAAUAUAAUGUCACAAUUCAAUUUGAUUGCUGUCUCUUGGAUGACACCAUUGCUUUCUGCAAUGUUCUUUUUUGCUCAUAUUUUGGUGUGCUUCAAUUCUGCUGCAAAUCCGAUUCUCUACGCAUAUAUUAAUCGAGAAUUGCGAAGUCAACAUGUUAUGGCAAUGCAUAGAAAAAGACACUCUGUAACUCAAGAACAAAGACUAAUGAAUAAAAGAAAUUCAAGACAAUCUGAUGCCUCUAAAUUAGAUGAAAUUAUAGUUAGCGAGGCUGGAAAUACUCGAUUUUCAUCACUGAAAUCAUCGAUUUUAUCUAAAUUCUCUAGAAGACAUCGAAGAGUUCCGAAUAUUGUUGAAAAACAUGUUCAGAAUAAUAGCAAUUCUUCAUUGACGGAUGAGGAGAAAGAUGAUUUUUUGUAA
Messenger RNA from Caenorhabditis angaria, 1623 nucleotides. The record is from the annotation of a GenBank genome assembly. NCBI's taxonomy places the organism in Eukaryota, Metazoa, Nematoda, Chromadorea, Rhabditida, Rhabditidae.